GCGCCGCCACCGACGCCCCGAAGAGGAAGAGGAAAAGGGGGAGGAGCGGGGCUGGCGGAACGCCCUACUACUGGGAAACUGAGGCACGCCCAAACACCAGGUCUUCCCUGUGCUCUCCGCUAACCCACUAGAGAGCCGGCCUGGAAAGAACUACAUUUCCCGUCGACCUCUGCGCUCUACACCAGGACCGUCUUCCUUCCGGCCUGAAGCCUUCUACUCCUAGGGUCGUACCAGUUUCCGCCCCGCUGCCCCUCAGGCCUCCCCCUAGAGGGCGUAGCUCUCGCGCCAUCGUGAGACCUAUUGGCUCUUCGGCACCACUAGGGCGUGGCUACGGGACCCGGGCGGGUCCAUUCCGAACAGCGGCUGAGGCGUUCGCGGUGGUGGCGUCGAAGCAUGCACGCGGCAGGUUUGGCGGCGCCGGCGGGGACGCCCCGGCUGCGUAAGUGGCCCUCAAAGCGGAGGGUCCCGGUAUCCCAGCCAGGCAUGGCUGAUCCCCACCAGUUUUUCGACGAUACAAGUUCCACCCCGAGUCGGGGCUAUGGAGGCCAGCCGUCACCUGGUGGUCUGGGUUACCCCUCCCCUUCCUCCUCUCCUGAGACAGCCUUCUUGGCUAACCCUAUGUCCAACAUGGCGAUGGCCUAUGGGAGCAGCCUGGCCGCUCAGGGCAAGGAGCUGGUGGACAAGAAUAUUGACCGCUUCAUCCCCGUCACCAAGCUGAAGUAUUACUUCGCUGUGGACACCGUGUACGUGGGCAGGAAGCUGGGCCUGCUCGUCUUUCCCUACCUACACCAGGACUGGGAGGUACAAUACCAGCAGGACACCCCAGUGGCCCCCCGCUUUGACAUCAACGCUCCAGACCUCUACAUUCCAGCCAUGGCUUUCAUCACCUACAUCCUGGUAGCCGGCCUUGCACUGGGAACCCAGGACAGGUUCUCCCCAGACCUCCUGGGACUGCAGGCGAGCUCGGCACUGGCCUGGCUGACCCUGGAGGUUGUAGCCAUCCUGCUCAGUCUCUACCUGGUCACUGUCAACACCGACCUCACCACCAUUGACCUGGUGGCCUUCUUGGGCUACAAAUAUGUCGGGAUGAUUGGUGGGGUCCUCAUGGGUCUGCUCUUUGGAAAGAUUGGCUACUACCUCAUGCUUGGCUGGUGCUGUGUGUCCAUCUUUGUGUUCAUGAUCCGGACACUGCGGCUCAAGAUCCUGGCCCAGGCGGCGGCCGAAGGGGUACCGGUGCGUGGGGCGCGGAACCAGCUGCGCAUGUACCUGACCAUGGCGGUGGCGGCCGCGCAGCCGCUGCUCAUGUACUGGCUCACCUUCCACCUGGUACGAUGAGCGGCCAGCCUCGCCUUCCGCUGCCACAUUCAUCUCAGCCGACCCGGGCCCCGUCUCCAGGCCCGUGCCCCUCCCUCCCAGCCAAGGUGCUCUUGUCGCCAGCUGCACACCCACAACAAUAAACCUGAUGGGCUCA
Molecule: messenger RNA, 1471 nt
Organism: Peromyscus californicus insignis
Lineage: Eukaryota; Metazoa; Chordata; Mammalia; Rodentia; Cricetidae
Gene: Yif1b
Product: Yip1 interacting factor homolog B, membrane trafficking protein
Exons: 10
Coding region: 394-1335 (313 amino acids)
Biological process (GO): endoplasmic reticulum to Golgi vesicle-mediated transport
Cellular component (GO): endoplasmic reticulum membrane; Golgi membrane; endoplasmic reticulum-Golgi intermediate compartment
Source: RefSeq, a predicted model, not a curated record